AAUGACCGAAAAACAGAAGCUGAACGGUCAAAACAUAAACAGAGCUAGCACACACUCGUGAGCGCACAUAGUCUUUAAUUUGACUGUUUCUUUUGACACGCAUUCUUCAUGUCGUGUGUUUUUACUCCAAGAUUUUCUAUAGCUAUAGCUAGCUAAGUAACGUUAGUAUAGUAGGUUGUAGACAGUAAAUCUGCGCAGAAGAUUAGAACAAACGACGUACUGUAGCUAGCUACGCUCGUUGGGCCUACGACUUGUAGUUAAGAGGCUCUCCUCCUGUCCACACGAAGAGAGAAGCAGGAUGGCUGAGGCAGAUGGUAAAUCCAGUGAGCUUAAUGGUGGGUCUGAGGAGCCAGAUCCAGGAGAGGACCAGCGUGGGGAGGGAGAUGCUUCCACAGCCACAGAGGAGCAGUCUGACUCUCAAGCAGCUCCCAAAAAGGCAGAAGACAGAGCUAAGGACAAGCCAAUGCCAGAUGCAGAGGGUGAGAGGGUGCUUGGCGAGGGAGAGGAGGAGGAAGACACGGACAGCGUGGAUGGCAGCGGCCUCUAUUCCCUGAACGAGGAAGGGGAGCGAGAUGGUGAGGGGGGUAGAAGAGAGCGAGUGAAGGAGAGAGAUGCAGGUAAGAGGGCCGCCAGAAAGAGGAACCGCCCGAGCGGUGGCACCGCUCACCACUCCUCCAGCUCUGAAGUGGAGGAUGAUGAGGAGGAGGAAGAGCAAGAAGAGGAAGACGAGCAGGCCAUGGACGUGUGGCUGGGGGCGGAGCUGCGUGAUCUUGGCAAGCCAUCAUGGCGGGCGGUGUCCUCCCUGCGGUUGAGGGAGAUUGGCCGGGGCUCGCACCAGUUUGUGAGACGUGUGUGUGGCGCACGGGGGCUGGUCCAGAGGCUGGAGCUACAAGGGCGCCUGGAGAGACACACCGGCUGUGUGAACACCCUGCACUUCAACCCCUCAGGCACACGCCUGGCUUCUGGCAGUGAUGACCUACGAGUGGUGGUGUGGGACUGGGCACGUCGUCGGGCUGAGCUGGAGUUUGACAGUGGGCAUAAGAGCAAUGUCUUUCAGGCCAAGUUUCUUCCCCACAGUGGAGAUUCAACUCUGGCCAUGUGUGCCCGGGACGGUCAGAUUAGAGUGGCUGAGCUCUCUGCCAUGCAACGCUGCAAGAACACCAAGAGAGUGGCUCAGCAUAAAGGGGCAGCACACAAGCUGGCCCUGGAGCCAGACUCUCCCUGCUGUUUUCUGUCGGCUGGAGAGGAUGCUGUGGUGUUUGGCAUCGACCUUCGCCUCGACCGGCCUGCCAAUAAGCUGGUGGUGGUGAAGGAGGGGGAUAAGAAAGUGGGGUUGUAUACCAUCUUUGUGAAUCCUGUCAACACACAUCACUUUGCUGUGGGAGGGAGAGAUCAGUAUGUCAGGAUCUAUGAUCAGAGGAAGAUAAAUGAGAAUGUUAAUAAUGGCGUACUGAAGAAGUUCUGUCCAUCUCACCUGGUGUCCAGCGAGUCCAAAACUAACAUUACCUGCUUACUGUACAGUCACGAUGGAACAGAGCUCCUGACUAGUUACAAUGAUGAGGACAUCUACUUGUUUGACUCCAGCCACAGUGAUGGUGCAGAUUAUUGCAGGCGAUACAAGGGCCAUCGCAACAACGCUACAGUGAAGGGUGUUAACUUCUAUGGUCCUAGCAGUGAGUUUGUGAUCAGUGGCAGCGAUUGUGGACACAUCUACCUGUGGGACAAGGUCUCAGCUCGCAUAGUCCAGUUCAUGGAGGGAGACAAAGGAGGAGUGGUGAACUGCCUAGAGCCCCACCCUCACCUUCCAGGUCUGGCCACCAGUGGUCUGGAUCAUGAUGUUAAACUUUGGGCCCCCACUGCCGAGAACCCCACAGGGCUCAAGGGCCUCAAAGACGUGAUGAAGAAGAACAAGCGUGAGCGUGACGAGGACACUGUUCGACAUGGAGAUCAGUAUGACACCCAGCUCCUGUGGUUCCUCAUGAGACACAUGAGAAACAGACGGUCCCAGAGGACACGUCGGGAGGGUGCAGAGGGAGACACUGAUGAGUCAUGGAGCUCUCCAGAUUCCUCUGAUGAAGAGGAUGGAGGGCCAGACCACGUCCAGUGCAUGUCCUCCUGAGCCAAAGAGAUAUACAAGCCAGCCACACACACACACUGCAUUGCCCUGGUAUUGAUGCAUAUAUGCAGGCACUAUUGGCUCACACAUGAACACUGAGACCAUGAAGUAACAGUAAAAAGGUACACAGACACACGCAUACAUACAUACAUACAUACAUGCAUACAAACAACUGAAACAACUGAAAGGGAGUGUGACUAGUAUAGACAGACACAAAACCUCACUUCUAAUCAGACAGGGAGUGAUUGUAGGCAAUUGUGUUCAUGCACAGUCUGAGGGGAGGGGGCUGAUACACUCUCAACCCUGAUUUUGUUCUAACCAGUGUUCUAGGGAGGCUGAUGAGUGCUCACAUCCUUACACAACCAGUAAGACUCAUCUACACCCACACUUAUGCUCUGCCAAGCCAGAGAACAUAAGAACUUCAACAUCACACACAUCUCACAAUCACUUGUCCGUCAUCGGCAAUGCAGACGUUACCCCCCUCUCUUUCCCCUCUACUUUUCUGUUGGGGGAUUUGAAAAAAGGGGUUGAUGUACCUUCAGACCUUUUGAUCAACCCUAAAAUGUGAUUCAUUCAUUUUUUUUUCAAGGGCCAAACCAGAGCCCCUAACAACCUCUCUAGGGUUAGCCUCAGAACAUCUGCAUGUGGUCAAUCAGCUUAGCCUGCAGAUGGCUCAUACCUGGUGACUGCAUCCCUUAUACUCUGCUGUGGGUUUUUUUCACUCUCCCUCAGCCCAACGCCUUCCAACCCCCCCCACACCUCCCAUCCCACGCUACUGAGUGCACUUUAAUCAGGGAUGUUUGGGUUUUAUAGACAAAGUGUGCGCUGGGGGGGCCAACCAUGCAUUGUUAUGAAACAUUGGCUACGUUGGCUCCCCAGAACACCUCAGUAAAGUAAAGGUGCGUUGUAAAAUGAGAGAGGUAUUUGACUAGUUGUUUAGUUUGGGAUAUGCACUUAGCAGGAGUGUCUUGAACAGAGCUCCAGCUGAAAGAUUCCCUUUCCUUCCAUCAACUUAACCCCCUCCCUCCUUCACACUCCUCCUGGACGAGUACCCUGACCUAAGCCUCUACCUCCCUAAAGGCCUUCCCACGCUGUACGUCAAAAUCUGUAUUUUACCAUUAUUGCAUGUCACACUGUGCGAUGUUACCAAAUUAAAAUCUUGAUAUCAACCUGGCCAGAUUGUACAAUUUGCUUCAGUUUUGUCGUCACAUUCUGCGAUUGGCUAUUACAACUUCAGCAGUGUAUUUGAUCUGUGCAUGUGCCAGCACCAGCAGCGCAAGCCUCCCAAGCAUAUUCUGAGAAAAUUAAAGUAUGCGUCUUAGAAAUAGUUUUUACAUACAAACGUAUAUAUGUCUGAAUUCAGAAUCAAAUAGGCUUCCCAAAAGUAACAUGGUCGUUGUGGUGGAACUUUUAUUUUGAUUGGCCGAUUUUUAGCAUUUAUCAAAAUCUAAUCAAGUAGCCUGGUUUCAGAUGUCAUGUAAACAAUAUAAUUAGGGAAAUCGUUCUUGCAAAGCAUGUCAAUGUUUAAAUCAAACUAUUAUAUUAAUCUGACUUAAUGUGUGCAUAAUCAGUGUCGGCCAUGUUCUUGUUAGUCGUAACACCAGCCACCCAACACGAUAAAGGCCCAACAUUUCUGACACUGCUAGAACUUUGUUGAGCCAUUGACACUGAACGACCCAAGAUGUCCGACAAUUGUUUACGACCUAAGAAUUUGACCACAAUGUGGAUAAUUUGGCUGUGAUGGUAAUAUCGUGGCAUAAGACAGCUGAAAUCAUAGUCUGUGCGAGCCUUAACCCAUCUUUCUCUGAGAGUACACGUUUUUGUGCUGGAGGGCUGCUCAGGAACACCUGAAUGGUCUCAUUGUGUAUAUAUACAGUACAUCCAAAAGGAUUCUCACUUUUCUGUUUGAGGAGCCCUGAAUAUACAUACAUCCACGGCUCAUGCCAGCUAGCAGUCUCUGCCAGAGUUCAUACUCCGAAAAGGAGAAGCGGGGGUUUGAUCAGUCUUUGGAGAUCAAAACAUCUGGGUAGCAGUGCUGAUCUUGGAUCUGUUCAUAUAAUCUUAUUCAUUAAGAUCUGAAACUGAUCCUGGAUCAGCACUCUUUGAGAUGCUUUGUGGAUACGGCCCAGAUGUAAAGACUGCUGUUUGGCUCUCUUUGAACUUUGUUCCUCAAGCCGUUCCUCAAUCUGUAUUUGAGGCCAUCUGCCCUGUCAGACCUUCCGGGGGGACAGGAGGGAGGAUCGAUCUGCUUGCCAGUUGUUUUUGUUUGAGAGUGAUAAAGUCCAUCUUUUUCUCUUUUUGUAUGAGAUUAUAAAUGUUUGAUGAAUUCAUGUACAUAUAUUAAAACUGUAUAGAAAUAAUCUUUAGCAAUGUUUGACUUAAGAAAAUGUCAAAAUAUGGGAUUGAUAUUGAUGCAAAGGUUUAUUAUAUAUGAGGACGAAGUACUUUUAAAAUGAAGAUACAAAGAUGGUUUUAGUUUUUCUUCUGUAAAUGACAUCCCCAAUUGUUAAGUAUAUCGGUAGGAUUCAGUUAAACAAUGAAUCAAGUUUGGUUCCUUCUCAUUUUCAAUUUACAAUUUUCUCUGUCCCGCUCCCUGUUUUUAUUUGUUCUUGUAUAUAUAUUUAGGCUUUUGAUGAUUUAUCCCACUGCUGCCUAAUAUUGUGUUCUACCGUUUCAGUUGGAAACAUGUAUGAUUUGUGCAAUAAACAGAAGACUGUCCCUUGUUAUUUUGA
Messenger RNA from Oncorhynchus gorbuscha (pink salmon), 4848 nucleotides. RefSeq names its product DDB1- and CUL4-associated factor 8-like. Gene Ontology annotation, molecular function: protein binding. The transcript is spliced from 13 exons. The record is from RefSeq and is a predicted model, not a curated record. Gene Ontology annotation, cellular component: Cul4-RING E3 ubiquitin ligase complex; cytoplasm. The coding region runs from base 299 to 2119 and encodes 606 amino acids. Lineage: Eukaryota; Metazoa; Chordata; Actinopteri; Salmoniformes; Salmonidae.